Molecule: messenger RNA, 1428 nt
Organism: Aspergillus campestris IBT 28561
Lineage: Eukaryota; Fungi; Ascomycota; Eurotiomycetes; Eurotiales; Aspergillaceae
Product: histidine phosphatase family protein
Exons: 4
Coding region: 1-1428 (475 amino acids)
Cellular component (GO): fungal-type cell wall
Molecular function (GO): acid phosphatase activity
Source: RefSeq, a predicted model, not a curated record
AUGGUUCGCUUCAGCACUGGUCUCUGCCUCUGGGUCAUCCCAGCGGCACUUGCGUCCCCCUUUGCUGGCAUAUCCCCUAAGAGACACCUUUCCCUGCAUUCCGUCAGUGAUGACGACUCCAUCAAGCACAGCGGAGGCCGUGGCCCAUACCUGGAUCGCGACAGCGUGGGCAUAGACCGCGACACACCAGCAGGAUGCUCCGUGGACCAAGUCAUCAUGAUCAAACGCCACGGGGAGCGCUACCCAGCAAAAUACGAAGCCAAGCCCAUCCUAGACGCUCUGCAAAAGGUGCGCAAAGCAACCAUCACCUCCGACAGCGGCGACCUCGCCUUCGUCCGUAACUGGGAGUACUACGUCCCCGACGAUUGCUACGAUGUGGAGACCACAACAGGCUCCCAUGCCGGCCUCCUGGACGCUUACAACCACGGCAAAGAGUACCGCGAGCGGUACGGGGGUCUCUGGGAUGGGGAGAACGUCCUGCCGCUGUUCGCGAGCGACUUGCAUCGAGUGAUUGACACGGCGCGGCACUUUGGCGAGGGCUUUUUCGGCACGGAAGAGUACUUGUCCAAGGCGGCGCUGAAUAUCAUCUCCGAGUCGACGGAUCGAGGCGCUGAUUCUCUGACGCCCAAGUGUCGUGGGAGUAAACCUGCCUCGGAGGAGAUUUGCCAUGGUUGGCCGCAUGAUCUGCCGCAGUUUCAUCCGGCUGCGGAGCGCUUGAAUGCUCAGUAUCCGGGGCUGGAUCUGGACUGGAAGGAUGUCCUUUGGCUGAUGGCUAUGGCCGCCUACGAGCUGAACGUGCGUGACCAUUCCGAGUGGAUCAAGGUGUUCACCAUGGACGAAUGGGUCAAUUUCGACUACGCGUGGGGGAUGAGUUUCUACUAUUGCUCUGGUCCCGGAAACGAGCACUCUCGCGCGGUAGGAGCCGUAUACGCCAAUGCCAGUCUCGCCAUGCUCAACGACGGCCCUGCAGCCGGGAGUCUCGUUUUCAACUUCGCCCACGAUGACAACAUCACCCCCAUAAUCAACGCCCUCGGCAUAGUCAACCCAGCACACGACCUCCCCGUAGACCAAAUUUCGUUCACGGACACCUGGCCACUCCCACAGCUCGUCCCCAUGGGCGGCCGGCUCACCAUCGAGCGCCUGCAAUGCGACGCCUCGGCUCUGGGCGCCGGGGGUCCCUACGUGCGUCUGGUGCUGAACGAGGCCGUCGUGCCCUUCCGCAACUGCGUGUCGGGCCCGGGCUACUCGUGUCCGCUGGGCAAUUAUACGGAGAUCUUGUCGAGUGGGUUGCCGGACUUUGCUGCCGAGUGCGCUGUUCCGCCGGAAGAGCCGCAGUAUUUGGACUUUUGGUGGAAGUAUAGUGGUUCUGGUGCUGCGAAUGAUUAUGUGUCGAAGGAGUUGCAGAAUUGCCAUCCUCUUGGGGCGUGA